CAGAACUAGAUCAUGCACUUGAGCUCGCAAUGAGCCAAUUUGACUCGGACAAUCUUUUCCAGCGAAUGCUCUGUUUUGAUUCAGCCAUUCAGAUGCUGAAAACUGCCAACAGAAUCGUCAUAUCGCGACCUCAGGUCGGUGAUGGCAAUGAGGUCGCUGCCAAGAACGAGGACGUCCCACUGUCCGUCGGCGAAGUGGAUGAGUUGGUACGGAAAUUUGAGGGGCUCCAGACUGCAGCGCGACAAGAGUUCAACUUGCACGCUCGUCCGCUGCUCCGAAAGCUCUGCCUCUUGGACCUCCCAGAUGAGCUGCUGCUCGAGAUCUUCGACUGUUUCAAAGGCUGGGUCGAUUCAGACCAAGUGUUCUACCACCUCGACUUGGGGGUGGACACUAGGUCCAUCCAGAACUCAAGGCUUACUUGCCGUCGACUCUGCGACAUCAGCUCCCAUUUGCUGAUUCCCUGCGUCUAUGUGAGCCCAACUCGGUCAUCUCUCGAGUUUCUCGAACAGGUGGCAAGCCACCCGAAAAUUUCUCGAGGACCUCGGGUCUUCAGAAUAGAUGCAAGUUUUUACGGCGCAGGCAUCGCCAGCGACAUGCGGCGCUUUGCUAGAAGGUGGUCACGGGAUGUCCGACGGUUAAUCCACGGCAUUGAGCAGGAGAUUAGUGAAGAGAACGACGAUGACGGCACUCCUUAUGACAGCGAUCCUGAUGGCAUUGAUUGGCGAGAAGGUCUGCGAGCCGAUGUCGAAUCAUACCGCCGCAUGCUCUCUUCUUGGGAGCCGUUCAGGUCCGGUGAACAUGUCAGCCAAGACACCCAGCUCGAUGCGGCCGCUCUGGCUCUUGUCAAGGGCCACGAACGCUACUGUGAACUCUUUGAGCAGCAAGAAAAGAUCCUGAGGGACGGGCUCUUUUCGCGCAAAAUUGCUGAGGCCGCGGCACGUAGUCGAAACCCCGCCGUUGUGGCGCCUGCGCCUUACAUAUCCAGAUUUGCCAACUGA
Diaporthe batatas is the source of this 998-nucleotide messenger RNA. RefSeq lists its product as uncharacterized. The coding region runs from base 30 to 998 and encodes 322 amino acids. The transcript has 2 exons. The record is from RefSeq and is a predicted model, not a curated record. NCBI's taxonomy places the organism in Eukaryota, Fungi, Ascomycota, Sordariomycetes, Diaporthales, Diaporthaceae.